UGUUGUGCAACCUUCAUCUUCUACUAAAGAGCGAUGACUGCCAUAAUGCUACAAUUCCUCUUCGCUACCCUUUUCAUCUUGACUCCCUUCCUCAUCAAAUCUUUCAUAAACUGUUCUAAGCUUCCUCCAGGCCCCCUGGCCUUACCCGUCAUCGGCCACCUCCAUCUCCUAGGCCCCUUAAUCCACCAAACCUUCCACCACCUAUCCUCCUCCUAUGGUCCCUUAAUUUAUCUUCGCAUUGGCUCUGUCCCCUGCGUGGUUGCUUCCACUCCUGAACUUGCAAAAGAACUCCUCAAUACUAACGAACUCACUUUCUCAGCCCGGAAACACAAUUUUGCCAUUGAUCAUCUUACAUAUCAUUCUUCCUUCGCUUUUGCACCUUAUGGUCCUUACUGGAAAUUCAUUAAAAAAUUAAGCGCAUAUGAGCUCUUGGGUAGCCGGACGCUUAACCAGUUUCUCCCAAUCAGAACACAGGAAUUGCACCACUUUGUUGCCAUUCUGCUUCAAAAAUCUAAAUCGGGGGAGAGCGUUAAUCUCACUCAGGAACUCUUAAAGUUAACCAACAAUGUAAUAUCACAGAUGAUGGUGAGCUUGAGGUGUUCCGGGGUUGGAGACCAGGCAGAUGGAGUUAGGACUCUUGUGAGGGAGGUGACGAAGAUCUUUGGAGAAUUCAAUGUUUCUGAUAUUAUAUGGUUUUGCAAGAAUCUUGACUUGCAAGGACAUCGAAAGAGAUUAGAAGAUGUUCAUGGGAGGUAUGAUGCAUUGUUGGAGAAAAUCAUCAGAGAUCGGGAGGAAGUCAGAAAAAUAAAGAGGAAUUCAGGAAAGGAUAAUGGAGAUGAUGAGGUGAAAGACUUCCUUGAGAUGCUACUUAAUGCUUUGGAGGAUGACAAAUCGGAUGUAAAGCUAACUAGAAAUCAUAUAAAGGCACUGAUUUUGGAUUUCUUAACGGCUGCUACUGACACAACAGCAAUUGCACUGGAGUGGGCACUGGCGGAGCUUAUAAACCAUCCAGAAGUACUCGAGAAAGCACAGAAAGAGAUCGACAAAGUUAUCGGGAAAAACAGGCUUGUAGAAGAAUCUGACAAUCCUAGUCUCCAUUACAUCCAUGCCAUCAUAAAAGAAACGUUUCGUCUACACCCACCCAUCCCCAUGGUUUCAAGAAAAUCAACACAAGAAUGCAAAGUCGGCGGAUAUACGAUCCCGGAAGGCGCCUUACUUUUUGUGAACAUUUGGUCUAUCGGUAGGGAUCCGAAGGUGUGGGAAGAUCCGUUCACGUUUCGGCCGGAGCGAUUUUUGAAAUCUGAAAACGGUGAGACUUCGGGGACGACUAUAGAUGUUAAAGGGUUGCAUCAUCAACUGUUACCGUUUGGUAGUGGGAGGAGGGGCUGUCCUGGAAUUUCUUUGGCCAUGCAAGAGCUACCCACGAUCCUUGCUGCCAUGAUCCAGUGCUUCGACUGGAAGGUGGUGGUUGCAGAUGGGGAGAAACAGAGGGUGAUAGAUGUUGUUGAUAUGGAUGAACGACCGGGUUUGACAGCUCCAAGGGCGCAUGAUUUUGAAUGCAUCCCAAUCUCACGCGGAACGGAGACGCGAUGGAGUUUGUUCGAGGAGACAGGAGACGACACGGCAAUGGCAAAGCGGCGACCGGCUUCAAGGACUUCGCUAACAGACUGCCAGCCUAUGAUAAAGGAGUGGGGAGCGAAGGAGCUGUUCUACUUUAUAAGGAAGACAGUGAAAGCAGGUAGACUCUGGGAUAUAUUCAUUCCGAGUAAGAGGGAUAGAAGAGGCAACAUAUACGGAUUCGCCAGAUUUUUGGAUGUCAGAGAAGAACAAGAGAUGAAGAAGCAACUGGAAAGCAUAAGGAUUGGAAACAAAAGGGUGAUCUUCAACCCAGCUGUGGAAAAAGGAGAAGAGAAACGCAGAUGGCAAGCAAAAUCAGUAGAGGAAGUAAGAUGGAAGAGUAGCAAAAAGAGGACCGGUUACGAAGAAAGCACCAAGGAUGAAGAAGAAAACAGGAAAGCUCCAAAGAUGACAUAUGCACAAAGCCUUUUACAACAAAAAGAGAAGGCUAACAUUAGUGAUAUAGAUCUGAAGGGCCCUACACCAUCAGAGGCAAGAAAUUACAGGAGGAACUCAAGCAGAGCAAUGGCUAAGGCUACGAUUCCGGGAGGAUUCAAAUACAAAAAAGUGAUCGAGAUAAAAGGGACAGAGGAGACUGAAGAAAAUUUAAUGAAGUGUGCAGUAGGAGUGGCUCUAUCUCCUUCCAUCAUCUCAAAUCUUCCAGAGAUAUUUUUUAAUGAAGGAUUUCCUUCGAUCAAAAUAACUCCCAUGGGCGGUAACCUUGUGCUGAUAGAAGAGGAGUACCCGGAGUGUAUAAAGGAGCUAGUUGAUGGGAACUUACAGUGGGUGUCAUCCUAUUUCGAAAGGAUUAAGUACUGGUCUCCAACAGAUAUUGCAGAAGAGAGAUUUGUGUGGGUCAGAAUUCAAGGAUUACCAUUGCAUGCUUGGACAGAAGAAAGCCUAACAACAAUUGGUAACCAUGUGGGAAAGAGCGUCAAAGUUGAUGAACACACCCUUUCCAAAGAAUGUUUGGAUGUAGCGAGAAUAUUAGUCUCUACUAAAUCUAAAACAGGGAUUAAUGAAGAAUUCUUGCUCAAAGUGAAGAAUAAUAGUUACAACAUCACUUUAGUGGAGGAAAAUUGGAGAGCUGAUCCUUGGUGGCUGAACAAGAUUGAUAAUUCCAGUGUUGACUCAGAAGUAAGCUCAACGGCAUUCAAUUUUGGUGACGAUUCUGGCGAGCUUGACGGCAACUUUUCAAACGGUCAAGAGGAGGAGGAAAUUCAAACACCUUUCAAAAAUGUCAAUGGCAUUAAUUACCCUGACAAUUUGUGUGUCUCAAAGAUAGUUGUUGAGGGGUGCAAAGAUAAUGGUGACGUGCUGUCUAAUCAUAUUCAGGGGAAACAGAGAGAGGAGCGUGCAAAUGGGAGCCAUACCAGCUUCAGCAGAACUCCAGCAUCAGACAAAGGGGUUGUUCAAGAAACAGCCCAAUCCAAAAGCCCACCUACUAGCAAAAACAAGGCCCAUUCGGCCGAAGGAAAAAGCGAAGCGGACCAGCAAGAGGAGUUUGGGCUUAAAAUGCUAAAUAGCCCUAUCAAAAGUCCCAGGAUACCAGAAGAAAUGAGAGCAGAAACAACGAUGCUAGUGACAGGAACGAGGCGCGGAAGAAGAAGAAGAGCAGUGCUACAGCUGGGAUCGAGAUCAGCAACAGAGAAGAGCAGAUUGUGGAAAGAUUCAACCAGAUGGAAGAAAGGGACAGACGGGGGCAUGCCCGGCAAUAAUAACGGUAGUUCAAUCAAAAGAAAAGAGGUGAGGAGUUUGAUUAGAAAGGAGGAAAUAAAUUUAGCUUGCUUCCAGGAAACAAAAAUGGAAAGAAUUGACAAGGAUUUUUGCAUGUCUAUUUGGGGAAGAGAUAAUUUUGACUGGGUAUAUAAGGCAUCAGUGGGUAGAUCAGGAGGUCUACUAUGUGUGUGGGAUAAUGACAUUUUUGUGAAAGAAACAGUUAUUGAAGUUCCUGGCGACUUAGCUAUCUAUGGCUUUUGGGGAGAGAAGAAGCAAAAGUGCUGCAUAGUGAAUGUUUAUGCAUCAUGUAACAGGAGUGAAAGGCUGGAAACAUGGAUAGAGAUAUUGAAGAUGAUUGAGGAAGGAGAAAAUUACUGGUGCAUCGCUGGAGACUUUAACAGUGUGAGAUCAGCAGAAGAGAGAAGAGGCAGAUCUGAGCACUCUAACUACAGGGAGGAUCUCAACGAAUUUAUUGAACUAGCAGGAUUGGUUGAUCUACCACUAACAAGAAGGAAAUUUACUUGGUACAGGAAUGAUGGGUCAGCAAGGAGUAGGCUGGACAGAUUUCUCUUAUCUGAUGGUAUGCUUAAUUUCUGGGGUGAUUGCUGCCAAAUUGGACUUAAUAGAACUAUAUCUGAUCAUUGUCCAGUGAUGUUAAAGAAGGUUAAUAGCAAUUGGGGCCCAAAACCAUUUAGGACCUUAAAUUGCUGGGACCGGCAUCCAGAAUUCAUCAAAGUGGUUGAGGAAAACUGGAAAUCUACAGAGGUGGAGGGAUGGAAGGGUUAUGUGUGCAAAGAGAAGCUUAAAAGAUUGAGGAAUAAAUUGAAGAAAUGGAACAGUGAAGUCUUUGGAAGUUUUGAGAAUCAAAUUGCAGAGGCAGCAGCAAAAAUCAACGAAGUUGACAAUAAGAAUGAGGACGGAGAAAUAACAGAGGAGGAUAUCUUGCUAAGAAGGGAAGGUUUUAGUGAAUUAUGGGAAGCAUGGCAAAGAAGAGAAGUGGCAUGGAAACAAAAGACAAAGCUCGACUGGGUACAGCAAGGAGAUGUUAAUUCCAAGUUAUUCCACAAAGUAAUGAACAGUAACAGGAGGAGAAAAUUGAUUCGGGGCAUAUACAAAGAUGGAGCUUGGAUAGAGGAACUGAGUGUGGUGAAGCAGGAAGUGCGUGAAUACUUCAAUAAAAUCUUUCAAGAAGAGCAAUGGGAUAGGCCAAAACUGGGAGGGCUACAGUUCAAACAGCUAAAUGAAGAAGAUAGCGUUUGGCUAGAAAGAGAAGUGUCAUCAGAAGAAGUGAAACAAGCAGUGUGGGAUUGCGGGGGAGACAAAUCUCCUGGUCCCGAUGGAUUCAGUUUCCAUAUUAUCAAAUCCAUUUGGAAUGUGAUUGAGAAAGACAUAGUUGAUUUUGUCCAAGAGUUCUUCAGGAAUGGCAAAAUAGUAAGGGGGCUAAACUCUUCAUUUAUUGUUCUUAUCCCAAAAAAAGAUAAUCCUAUUGAUUUAAAAGACUACAGACCCAUCAGCCUGAUUGGUAAUCUUUAUAAAAUCUUAUCGAAGGUGCUGGCAAAUAGGAUUAAGAAAGUACUACCCAAGGUGAUAAGCGGGACACAAUCAGCCUUUUUGGGAGGAAGACAGAUCACAGAUGGUAUUCUGAUCCUUAAUGAAGUGGUAGAGAAAAUCAGGAGGAAAAAGAUUGGUAGCUUCAUUUUCAAAGCAGAUUUUGAAAAGGCAUACGAUAGCGUGAAUUGGGUUUUCCUGGAUGAAAUGAUGAGAAGGCUUGGAUUUGGGGAAAAAUGGAGAUUGUGGAUUAAGGAGUGUCUACAAACAGCUUCAGCAUCAAUGCUUGUUAAUGGAAGCCCAACGGAAGAAUUUAAAAUGGAGAAAGGGUUAAGACAAGGUGACACGAUUGCGCCGUUCCUCUUCCUUAUUGUGGCUGAGGGUUUGAAUGUGCUAAUCGAAUCAGCUGUCAACAAGGAAUUAUUCCAAGGAAUUCCUGUAGGCUCCGGCGGUCUUAACAUCUCACAUCUCCAAUUCGCUGACGAUACUGUUAUAAUGGGGAAGGCAGACCCUAGCAAUAUUAAAGCAGUGAAAGGGAUUUUGAGAUGGUUUGAAUUGAUCUCAGGCUUGAAGAUUAAUUUUAACAAAAGUGUCUUGUUCUCAUGCCAUGUUUCGGAUGAAUGGAGGAGAAUGGCAGCUGCUAAUCUUAAUUGCAAAUCUGGAUCGUUCCCUUUCACCUACCUCGGGAUGCCAAUAGGUGACAGUAUGUGUAGAAGAAAGCCUUGGAUACCAGUUAUUGAUAACUUUAAUAAAAAGCUGGCAGUUUGGAAAGCGAAAAGCCUGUCGAUCGGUGGCCGAGUUACAUUGCUAAGGUCUGUUCUCUCUGCCCUCCCAAUUUAUUUUAUGUCCAUCUUUAAAAUUCCUAAAAUUGUGCUUCAUGAACUUGUUUGCUUACAAAGAAAAUUCCUGUGGGGUUAUACGGAGGAGAAGAAUAAAAUAGCAUGGUUAAGUUGGGAGAAAGUUUGCAAGGGUAGAAAUGAAGGGCUUGGUGUGCCGGAUCUGGAAUGUAUGAAUAUAGCUCUAUUAGGGAAGUGGUGGGAUAGAUUUGGGAAGGAAGAUAAUAGUUUAUGGAAGAGAAUUAUUGUAGAUAAGUUUUAUGGAGGAAGUAAGGUGUGGGAUAUUAAAGAAGUUCAAGCUAGGAAGGCUUCCACACUAUGGAGAAAUAUAGUGGCAUUAGGAGAUGAAAGGGGUAGAGGUGCUCGGAUGUAUAGAGAAGGAUUCCGCUGGAAGUUGGGGAUGGGUGAUAAAAUCAACUUUUGGAAGGACAAAUGGGUAGGAAUUGAAACUUUGAGGGACUCUUUUCCUAGGAGUGGUGAAGGGAAUUGGUUAUCUUACUUAAGGGAGGGUAGAUAUGUAGGCUCAAAAUGGUGGAAGGAUAUUUGCAAGAUAGAUGAAGGGAUGGGUAUUAAGAAGGAUUGGCUGAGCUUGGGUUUUGUUGUAGACUUGGGGGAUGGCGGGAAGGUUAAGUUUUGGACAGAUGUGUGGGUAGAAGGGAAUGAAAAGAUUUUCCAGAUGAAGGAGACAAAGCUCAACAGAUUCUUUGAGCUAGUUCAGAUUCGAUCUUUCUUCUGGGUAACAAACAUUCAAGGUAUGGAAGGGUUCUCUUUAUCUGAUUGGUGCGAGAAUCCAACCAAAUGUCUUAAGACUAACCCCAUUCGGAAAGAUAGUGUUUGAACUGGUCUUUUGGUUUUAACUGGUCUUCUUGGAAAGUUGGUUUUUUUUUUUUUCUUUUUUGGGUGUUUUACCCUCGCUGCUCUAUUGUUGCUGGUUUUUUAAGCAACAAGUUGGUUUUUGUAUAUGAUCGGUUUGAAUACCCCUUGUACUUAUCGAAUAAAUAAAUAAAUAUUUUUUUG
Rubroshorea leprosula is the source of this 6737-nucleotide messenger RNA. NCBI's taxonomy places the organism in Eukaryota, Viridiplantae, Streptophyta, Magnoliopsida, Malvales, Dipterocarpaceae. The record is from the annotation of a GenBank genome assembly.